This is a messenger RNA of Cryptococcus wingfieldii CBS 7118, 3615 nucleotides long. RefSeq lists its product as hypothetical. The transcript has 10 exons. Bases 1 to 3615 code for a protein of 1204 amino acids. NCBI's taxonomy places the organism in Eukaryota, Fungi, Basidiomycota, Tremellomycetes, Tremellales, Cryptococcaceae. The record is from RefSeq and is a predicted model, not a curated record.
AUGGCCUCCCUCUUCCGCAAGAAAGACAAGCCCCCCAAGACCGCCCACACCCUCUCACCCACCCCCAGCGCCGACUCGCACCCUGCCAGUGCGUCCAGAAAGGGUGGAAAGCAUGUGAGCUUUGAUGAAUUCGGCGCCUCGAAUGACCGCACUGGUGCGAGAACACUCCCCGCCCGCCAAGUCCAUCUCCUCACUCCCCCCUCCUCGCCCCCCUCGUCCCCUGCUCCUUUACUACCCCCCAAGUACUCCUUCUGCCCCACCCACAUCCCACCCAAUACCACAUCCGACAACUCUAUCGAUUCCUUCUCGUACUCGGCAGAAGAGAUCCAGAGGAACGGGGGAGAGUUUGCGCGGCAGUAUGGCUUUUUGAAUGGGAUUGGAAGGGACAUAUCGCUCAGCUUGGGAGACGUUGGGCGGGUGAUCAAGGUCGUUGGGGAGGAGCUCGAGAGCAGGGCUCUCGCGACUCCCAUGUUGUUCUCAAACCAGGCCCUCGAACUAUCCCAAACCCGGACAAAGAUGCUGAUACAGUCAUUCAUCGAUACCAUCUCCACGUCCGGUCGUCAGUCCCAUUCCAAGCUCGAGUCAUUCCUCCAAGACAUCAAGUUUGCCAAAGAACACGAGCUGGCCUGGCUGUUCCGCUGGGCGCUCAGCAGGAUCACGCGUGUCAAGGAGGGUGCCAGAGUCAUCUGUCACGGCGUGAUGGAGUGGGAAGUGUACGAAGAGUGGCGUGGCCGCGAGCGAGUGGCGGGCUACCCACCCGACGCAUUCCCCUACAUGAAGCAGCUCGUCCCCCCCGACGUCUACACCCUCAUCCUCUCCCCCCUCUUCCACCUCCUCUCCCGCUUCGCCGCCCACUCCCACCUCUCCGGCCUCACCCCGCACGCCCUCGCAUCCCUCUUCGCCCCCCUCUUAUUCGACAUCCCCACCUCCAUCCCCGCGCUCGCCUCCCACACCCUCUUUGUCAGGGCGGCUUGUGCAACAGAGCAUGUGUUGCUGGCUUAUAUCCGCUCAAGCGGCGGGACAGGGACAGGCUCCGUCUUGACAGGUUUACCAUCGAGGCUCAAAGCAUGGGUGCACAACUACCCCUCCAUGCUCGCCUCCGACGCCGACCUCGCCCGCGGUUCCCCGCGCAAAGGCGCACGUAUCGUCCCCUGCCAUCGCGCCUCCCGCACCGUCCGCGCGUAUACCCCCGACUUGGUGUCUACCGCGGAAGGCUGGGCGGCCGAGCUGGGGCUGCCGGCGGGGGAAAAGUGGGAAGCGUGGGAUAGGGUGGUGUGGAAAGCUCGCAGGGGGGAGAGGGGGAGGGCGCAGUUGAGCGCGGGGUGGAAGAGGCGGAUGGCGGUCAAAUCGCUCCCUCCGCCGCCGCACACCCCUUCCCCGCACACCCCCGGGCUCGGGAGGCCCACGUCGAACGCUUCCACCCUCUCCCUCGCGUCCACCCUCUCCCCCCUCUCCCUCUCCCUCUCGUCCCUCGGCAAGAAAGAUGAAGAGGAAGAAGAAGCGCGUUAUGGCAGUCUGGCGGGCAAGGAGUGGACGUUGUUUGAAGAGGGCGGGUUCGAUUCCGGUAGGGGGAGUGGGAGUGGGGGUGGGGGUAGAAGGCGGGGGGACGAUUUUGGGAGCAAGUUGCAGUUUGACUUGAACGAGAGUGCAAAGAUGAGUAUCUCGGAACGCCGCCAAACGAUGGACUGGUCCGAAUUCGCCUCCGCCUCUGGCGGCUUCACCCGCACCGACCCCCUCCUCUCCUCCACCCUCUCCUUCUCCCCGCCCCUCGCGUCUUCCAUCGCCCAGUGGCCGAGGGAGAAGGAACAGCUUUCGAGACGGCUGUAUAAGGCGGAGAAGGAGGCGGUGGGGUUUGGGUGGGAUACUACACCCCACGUGGGCGUCGGCGUCGGCGUUGCCGCUGCGCAGGAGGGAGGGGGGGUGAGUGUGGAUGGGAAGGGGAGGGUUUAUGUGGAAGAGGCGUGGGUGGAUUGUUGGUGUGAUUUGAUGGUUGGCGGAGGGUGGGUGGAGAGGGAGGAGAGGACGUUCAGGGAGGCGAAUUGGGUCAUUAUAGAGUACAAGGCUCGGCCGUCAAAGGGGCCUACGGUACCGGAUCCCAUGAGCGACCCGCGUACUUCGUCUCUUUAUAUACUUUUCGAAGAGCGAGUGCCACUUGAGUACCAACAUGCCCUCGCCGACCCUAAACAAAAGAAAUCAUUCGGCCUCUUCUCCCCCAAAAGCAAACCCAAAAAACGGCAUCCCUCCACCACGCCAAACGCCACACCCCAAUCCCGCAUCCCCUCAUCCUACUCUGCGCCCAACGCUCUCUCCUCACCGUCCUACGGCUCCUCACCGUCCUACGGCACCUACGGCUCCUACGGCGGCCGGGACGAUUUUGACAAGAUGCUUUCAAGAGGCGGGGUCACGAAAAAAGUCAGUUUGAACAGGCAGCAGGAGAGUAGCGUCUGGCACCAGUCUACGGCGCCUUUGCCUGUUGAUGUUGGCGAGGCGAACGCCAGCGCUUUGCCCGUCAGGUCGCCUUUCAAGAUGCACCGAACCCGCAGCGCCGAGAAGGACGACCGGACGGACCGAACCGACCGAUCCAACUUUUUCUCGUCCAAGAAGGGUGGUGGUCUGCGCCGUGAAAAGUCGUCUUCCGAGCUCAAAAAGACGUCCCCCUCUGGUUCUGGUCCCUCCGACAAGGUCAAGGUACCGUCGCCGUCAAAGAAGGAGCGAGAGAGGCAGAAGGAGCAGAAUGUGGAGUUUGAGGUGAACAGUGCGAGCGGGUUGAGUAGUGUUGAGACGAGUCCGAGACAGGAAGAUGACAAGUGGAUGGAUAUACUCGUCUCCGGCCCCGGUCGACUCAGCGCCCAAGACUACCCUGCCCCCGUCCUCAAACGAUCCGCCAGCGGCCUCCCCGCCUCUCCCCACCCUCCCUUCUCCCGCGAUCCCCCAGCGCCCUCUGGCCACACGCACCUCCCAACCCCCGAAGACGACGAUAUCGUCACCCCCCGCGCCUCCCAGUCCGACCCUUACCCCGAAGUUGCCGAAGGCGGCGCCGAAGAGCAAGAGGUAGAGCGUCAGAGGUCGAUCAAGAGGAAGGCCGUGCCGCACGAGUAUGCGGACGAAGGGAGCGAUGUGGGAGGGGGGUUCGAGCCCGUCACGCCUGGGGCGGAGGACUGUUCCCUGCCUUCCCCGACGACGGCGGCGGCGGCGGCGGCGAAACGCGACGGGAAGGAGAUGGAGAUGGAGAUUCACGCACCAACGCCGAGGCGGGAUAGGGAUACGAUCCACGGUAUCGUCGCCCAAUACGCUUCCUCCUCCUCUUCCCCCACGCCUUCCCACCCCCCUCCUUUACCGAAAGACGACGCCCCCGCCCGCGAUUCUGAAGACUCGAACGCCACCUCCAAUUCCAAUGCUGCCCGUGGCCGACGCGACUCUGGCAAGUUUUCCGACGCUACCGGGGAGGAGGAGACGUUGGAGCCUGUUGUGGGGGGGGAUGAUUUGAGGCCGCCAGAGAAGGGAGUGUUGUUUGAUUUGACGCCGGGGAGGGAGCCGAGUCCGGCGAGGUAUAGGCAUGGAGAGCCAUUGCAUUUUGUUGGGGAAGAGCCAGAGCUCGAAGACGACACCUACUGA